This is a messenger RNA of Cyclocybe aegerita, 1599 nucleotides long. Lineage: Eukaryota; Fungi; Basidiomycota; Agaricomycetes; Agaricales; Hemipholiotaceae. The record is from the annotation of a GenBank genome assembly.
AUGAAAAUCGACGUGACCUACCAUGCAUUAUUGGCUCGGAGGAUGUCCAACCUAUCUCAUCUGAUCUUGAUUGCCCUUGGUGGCUUGCUCCUCGUGGGCCUGAAGAAAAUCCUAGACUCCCGUAGCAGACAGAAGCGUGGUCCUUACCCUCCUGGUCCCAAACCAAAGUUUCUUAUUGGCAAUGCACUGGAUUACCCAAUGAACGGGGCAGGGCACCAUUUUAUGGAGGUCGGAGCGCAGCUUCAGAGCGGCUUGGUCUACCUCAACGUCCUGGGAAACCACAUUCUCUUCAUCAACCAGAAGUCAAUCGCCGACGACCUUCUCGAAAAGCGUGCUAAGAUCUACUCCGGCCGUCCCCAGCUUCCCGCCGCCCUGGCAAUGGGCUGGGACACAACUAACGUCUCACUUAUGGACUACGGCGACACCUGGAGGAAGCAUCGAAAGGUUUCCCAGCAACACCUCAACAAGCGGAAGACGAAGUCCUACGAGCCGAUUCAGCAGCGCCAUCUUCAUAAAAUGCUGCACCGUCUCUUGCACUCGCCCGAAGACUUUUGGCAGCAUAGCGAAGUCCUUUCCACCGCCAUAAUUAUGGACAUAAUGUAUGGAUACCAGAUCGACCGACUCGACGACCCAGCAAACGCCGCUGCGCUGAAGAUGCUCGAACUCGGUCUCCCACUCGUGAUGCCGGGAGGGGCGCUCAUGAACGUCUUACCCUUCCUGCGUCAUCUCCCCUCCUGGGUCCCUGGGAAUUCUUCUGGGAAGGCGGUGAAGGAGUGCGGGUUCUGGACACGUGAGAUGCUGAGGAUCCCGUUGGAGGAUUUGGCCAAGCGGAUGAAGGAGGGCACGGCGACAUACUCGAUCGUGUCUGAGUGCUGGGAGAAGAAGGGCACGGCCGACGCAGACCUUGAGGCAGAAAGCGUACUGUAUGGCGUGACAUGGACGAUGUAUGCAGCCGCAAUGGAGACAACCGUCUCCUCGACAACUUGCUUCUUCUACACCAUGGUCAUGCACCCCGAGUUCCAACGCAAGGCUCAAGCCGAGAUUGACAAAAUUGUGGGCACCAACCGGCUGCCCACCUUCGAGGAUCGACCCUCCUUACCGUACAUCGAGGCGAUCUACCGGGAGGUGAUGCGAUACGCCCCACCUCUGAACAUUGGCCUCCCACAUGCAUCGAGGGAGGAUGAUUGGUAUGACGGGUAUUUCAUACCGAAGGGAGCGACGAUUUUUGCGAAUUUAUGGGCGAUGACGCGCGACGAAACGAUCUAUCGCGACGCGAAUGCUUUCAACCCCGAGCGGUUCUUUGAUGAACAUGGAGAGCUCAAUGACGACGACCAGGUCUUGGCUUAUGGCUUUGGCAGAAGGGUGUGUGUCGGUAAAUAUGUGGCGAGUGCUACGUUAUGGAUAACCAUUGUCUCCAUCCUCGCAUGCUUCAAUAUCGAAAAAGCGAAGGACGAAUACGGCAAUGACAUCGAGGUGAACGACGAAUAUGUUGACUUGGGUCUUACAAUGCACAAAAAACCGUUCAAGUGCCGUAUACUCCCUAGGUCUGAGGGUGCGCGACAGCUUGUUGAGGAUGUGAUUGUGGGGGAGAGGAAGUGA